Messenger RNA from Lepus europaeus (European hare), 981 nucleotides. RefSeq names its product OX-2 membrane glycoprotein-like. The transcript has 5 exons. The coding region runs from base 1 to 981 and encodes 326 amino acids. Gene Ontology annotation, biological process: regulation of immune response; negative regulation of macrophage activation. Gene Ontology annotation, molecular function: cell-cell adhesion mediator activity. The record is from RefSeq and is a predicted model, not a curated record. NCBI's taxonomy places the organism in Eukaryota, Metazoa, Chordata, Mammalia, Lagomorpha, Leporidae.
AUGGACACUUUCCCCAGAACUCUAACAGGGAGGAAUUUCCCGGAUGCCAAAGAUUUUGAAAUAGCGAAGGCUGCAAGGUUAGGAAUGAAAGGAAUGGCUAUUCUGGGUGUGCUGAAGAAAAGUCAAAACAGAUGGGCAAGAGACAUAUUCCUGCAUAAUAUUUACCUUCUGAUUUUGAGUUUGGUUUGUUUUGAGCUUUUCAUGGCCAUUAACAAGUUCUUGACUUUUGCAAUGUCAAGUCAAGCAGAUUCUUCACAUAGGAUAAAGCAUAAAAAUAACGAGACAGCUGUUUUGGGAGGAAAUGUGACUAUUUUCUGCAAUUUAACUACGGUAGCAGAUGUUGUGCAAAUUACCUGGCAGAAGAUCCAAGAUUCUUUGCCACAAAAUAUUGCCACUUACAGCAGUAAAAAUGGAGAGAGGAUCCUUCCGCCAUACACAGAUAGGCUGCGUUGCAAGAGCAUCGAACCCAGUUCCUCAUUCAUAACUAUUCUUGAAGUGACAUUUGAAGACGAAGCCUGCUACAAAUGUUUGUUUAAUGUGUUUCCACACGGCAGCCAUGGAGAACAAAUCUGCCUUAACAUUUUAACUGUAUCCGCAUUAAGAACUGAGCUCCAGCUGAAUCCCGAUCCUGAAGGUUUUCUUAACGUUCUGUACUCAGCUGUGGGAAAACCUGCUCCUCAAAUAGCUCUUUUCCCAUCACAAGCCCUUGUUAAACCACCAGAGGAGCAGCUUGUUCAGAAUGCCAAUGGUACGGUGACUGUCACUAAGACGUGCACCGUCUCCUUGGAGACUCUGAGGUCCCUAGGACUCCAACAUCUGAUUGUGCACCUGGAUCACCCUUUAAAGAAGGAAGAAAUUAUUGUUCCUCUGUCAAUAGAACAAGAAUGGAAUUUUGAUGACAAAGUGAGCUUCGGUCAAUUUGGUGGCAACAUGCAUUUUGAAGUUACUGGGCCUUUAGUUAUUGGAAAAGAAACUCCUUGA